AUGGUUCUCGCUGUUGAUCUUCUGAACCCUUCCGCGGCCGCCGAGGCCAAGAAGCACAAGCUCAAGACCCUUGUGCCCGCUCCUCGAUCCUUCUUCAUGGACGUCAAGUGCCCCGGUUGCUUCACCAUCACCACCGUCUUCUCUCACGCCCAGACCGUUGUCAUCUGCCAGGGAUGCACCACUGUCCUCUGCCAGCCUACCGGUGGUAAGGCUCGUUUGACCGAGGGCUGCUCUUUCCGACGGAAGUAA
Molecule: messenger RNA, 249 nt
Organism: Fusarium sp. VM40
Lineage: Eukaryota; Fungi; Ascomycota; Sordariomycetes; Hypocreales; Nectriaceae
Source: the annotation of a GenBank genome assembly